AUGAUGUCUAGUCUCUGUGAAUCUGAAUCGUCGAAUGUGACAUGUUGUUUUUCGUUGAAUCAAACAGAAAAACAAGAGUUUCGAGCUAUUUGGAUUGCGACAGUUUUUAAUAUUGAUUGGCCAUCGUCAUCAAUGAUUUCUGUCACUCAACAACAAACUGAACUUCUUAAUAUUUUGAAUAUGAUGGAACGAUUGAAUAUGAAUGCAGUUAUUUUCCAGGUUCGACCAGCCGGAGAUGCCUUAUAUGCAUCGACUCUUGAGCCAUGGAGCAUCUAUUUAACUGGUAAUCAUGGCGUUCCACCAUCACCUCUCUGGGACCCUCUAACAUUUAUUGUUGAUGAGGCACACAAACGAAAUAUUGAAGUCCAUGCUUGGAUCAACCCAUAUAGUGCACGACUCAGUAGUGCAACGUACGAACUGGCAUCAAAUCAUAUGGCCAAACGAUUCGCUACUUAUGCCUACUCGUAUGCGAAUCAAAUCUGGAUGGAUCCAGGUUCUUCUGAAAUACAAGAUUUUAUCUGUCAAGUUGUUGAAGAUAUCAUUAAUCGAUACGCUGUAGAUGGUAUUCACAUGGAUGAUUAUUUCUAUCCAUACAGUGAUGGAACCGAAUUCCCCGAUCAUGCAACUUAUACUCGCUUUCAAGAGCAAGGCGGAACAUUGAAUCUAAACGAUUGGCGACGUUCGAAUGUCAACAGUUUAGUUUAUUCAUUGAAUCGACGGAUUCAUACAAUUCGACCAAAAGUCAAAUUUGGUAUUUCACCAUUUGGGAUUUGGAAAAAUGGUUUUCCGCCGAGUAUUACUGGUCUUUCUUCUUAUGAUAGUCUUUUCUGCGAUAGUCGACUUUGA
Messenger RNA from Rotaria sordida, 846 nucleotides. The record is from the annotation of a GenBank genome assembly. NCBI's taxonomy places the organism in Eukaryota, Metazoa, Rotifera, Eurotatoria, Philodinida, Philodinidae.